Neospora caninum is the source of this 3456-nucleotide messenger RNA. RefSeq lists its product as hypothetical. The record is from RefSeq and is a predicted model, not a curated record. Gene Ontology annotation, molecular function: protein binding. The coding region runs from base 1 to 3456 and encodes 1151 amino acids. Lineage: Eukaryota; Apicomplexa; Conoidasida; Eucoccidiorida; Sarcocystidae. The transcript has 11 exons.
AUGGAGAGCGACUUCGAGUCCGGAUCGGACCUCCCACCGGAGCUGAACUUCAAUAGCGACGACGAGCCUCCGUGCCCUCAGGCUGGCGAUGUGGCAGGGCAUUUGCAUGCAGGCUAUGGAGAUGAGAUCUGCGUCCGUUGGCUCCCGCUGGCGUCCACCCCGGUUGUAGGGACACCUGAGAAGACCGCCGAGCUCCUGCAGCUCCUCGACGGCGCACAGCCUCAGUGGACGACGCUGGGCCAAUCCGCGUCCUUCCCGCAACUCCUGAGUCUGGCGGCGCGGCGCAUGUGCCCCGGCGAAGUGGCGAUCGUCAGCGGGCCUGCGGCGCAUCUGCGAGCUGCGCAAAACUAUCUUUAUUCUCCAGCUGCGCUGGCGGCCCGCGCUGAAGCCUCCGCGUCUUCUGUCGCCUCCGCUUUCCCCCCGUCCUCGUACGCUGCAUUUCGGAAGAGCGAGCUCGCCAGCAAGCGCCGGACUCUCCGCGCGCUUCGGGAAAAAAACAACAAGGAAGAGAAGGGACCACGGAAAGAGAGCGGGAGCUCUCCUGGCCUGUCUCUCGGAAGUGUCGAAUCUCCCCAGGGCGCACGCCUGCCGCCUGCGUCGCCCAGACCUUCUGGAGCAUAUGUCCCCUCUUCCUCUCCCGCAGCGCAUGCAGUUGGGGCCUCGUCGCUGUCUCGUUCCCCGCUGCCGUCCCUCUCUUCUGCCUCGUCCUGUCCUGCGUCGUCUUCCCAGGAAGGGAGGCGCGAAAAGGAGAGACACCACGGCGAGGCAAAUGCCGAGGGAGAAGCGCGCAGCAGCGUCGUUCUUCAGCUUCUCGCCAUUCAACCGAUAAGGAGGCUCACCGAGGACGGCGGCGUCCGAAUGCGCGUGCUGCGGCCGGGGACAGGAUGGCGAUCGCCGGGGCGAAACGACCUCGUUUCCGUUUCCCUCGCGGUCCUUUGCAAAGACGCGUUUUGCCGAGAACUGCAACUCAAGCAGCUUCUGCGCGGGACCAAAGAGCGCGACUCGCCUGCAGGAGACGCCGAGAAAGGCCGCGACGACUCGGCAGAGCACAGAACCCCGGCAGCGUCGCAGCGACAACACGUCGGUCGAGAGGACGAGCAGAACAGAGAAGGGAUAGAGGAGACAGUGAACUCGGAAGACCGACAACGAGUGGCAUGCACUGCGCAGAGUGUCGCGUCUCGUGUGGCUGAGACACAGACAGAGCGUUUCGGGAGCGUUCACACCCCAGGAUGCAGCCCUGAAGGUGCCCAACAGGGAGGCUGCGGCCACGAGCCGUCCCCCGGUGUUUCGUGCUGCAAAGUCGAGAGACGCGUUUCAGGAGAAGACGGAAGACCAUCGCCUGCGUCUCCUGCACUCGCCACCACAGAAAACCCGGAAGAUGAACAAGGAGGGACGGUUCGGUGCCAAGAGGUUGCCAUGGCCGACGUGCCGAUUAGAGGUCUCCAGACGGCGUUGCGGCACAUGAAGCAAGGCGAGGAGACGCUCUUGACGCUGGAGGGCGAGCACGUGCAACUCGAGACGCUGCAUGCAUCGGCUCUAGCUAGCUGGACCUGUUCAUGCUGCGGCCUGCCGCUCGCGGACAGGCGUCGCGCUCCCGUCGGAGAAGGCGGAAGCGAGGAGAGCGAAGGAAGCGCGGCGACGGAAAGCAAGUGCUGCUGCAUGCCGACGCAGGCCUGCUGGUGUGUACGCGCUGGAGACCCGAACCCGGAAAGAUGCAGCGAAGCUCUGCACGUCUACAUCAAGCUCACCAACUGGCGCCCACGCGCCACGAUCUGUGUCCCCUCCCCCGUGGACGCUUCGGAGAGUCUCGGCAGGUUUUCCUUUACGCUGCUGACUGGCCACGCAGAGGACCGCCAGAGGGUUCUUGUCGGGGAAGGACAGAGAGACGCAGGAAGAGCGCCGACCGUGCCGGUCAACUGGAGACCUGAGGAAGGAUCGACUGGGGGAUUGUGGCGCAUCGAUCCGCCGCCUGCUACGCGCCGGGCGUCUCGUCAUUCCGCGGGCGCUUCGUCUUCUGCGGCUCCCUCUUCCUCGUCUUCUUCCUCGUUGUCUCUCUCCGGUGGCGUUUUAAGAGGACUGGGGGGGAGUCUUGCAUGCGCAGCGAGCUCCGCUGAGAAACUCGUUCGCGCGAACGUCGAUGAGGGCACUCUGGAAGCCGUCGUCCGCUGUGUGCGGCAGAAGGAAGUGGAGUGGGGAGGGCGAGAAGGCCGCGAAAACACAGCCAGAGAAAGAGAGAAUGAAGGAGAGAGAGAAAGAGAGAAUGAAGGAGAGAGAGAAAGAGAGAAUGAAGGAGAGGGAGAAAGAGAGAAUGAAGGAGAGAGAGAAAGAGAGAAAGAAGCAGAUCCAAGGGACGGGGAACAGAGACGCGAGGAGGCAGAUGGGAGCAGAGAUAGCAGCGGAGACGCAGUCAGGCGAGUCGAAUGGCAAGGGGAAGAAGCGAUCAAGAAAAUGUUAGACGAAGCAGUCAGAGAAGAAAGGAGACAGAGCCAGGAGACAGAGUCGACGAGAGAAGAGAGCGAAGACAGCCGAGUUGUCGUGACAAUUUGGAUGGCGUCCAUUCUCGAUCGGAGUAAAGACUUGUGGGCUCGAGGAACGCCUGACGAGAAAAUCCAGUUGGUGGAACGAUUCAGACAAGAAGGCAAUCUCCUCCUCAAGCGUGGAUGGUUGGCUGCUGCGUCCGAUCGGUACGCUCGGGCCUUCGACGUGUGCCGAUUCCUUCCGGCCUUCGAAGAGGCGACGCGGCUGCAGCCGCUUCUCGCCACAUCACAGGGAUCCUCCACUGCUUCCACUGUCUCAGCUAUCUCUUCAUCUUCCGCUCCUUCUCUCCUGGGAACUGGAGGUUCUUCCGCGAGUUUCGUGCCGCAGAAACCGAGGGGUGGGCGAGAAGCGCACGCGAGGCAGUCGCAGUCUGCCGCGGGGAGGUCCGCGCUGCCCGAGAGACUCGACGCGCAUGCAGGCGUCGGAGGAGAAACAGAAGGCGAGCUGAGCCUGGCGGAAGUCACGCGCCUCGCGACGAGCGUUCUCAACAACUGGACUCUCUGUUGCCUGCGGCAAAAUCUGUGGCGAGCGGCUGUCCGGCACGCGACGGUGUCCCUGUUGCUCCUCGAGUUGGUGGAAAAAGAACAGGGAGAGGCGGGGAAGGGCCAGAAGGCGAAGACAGAGGAAGAGCUGAAGGAAGGGAAGAAAGAGGAGAAGAAGGAGAAGGAGAUUUUUCAACAUGCCCGGUGUGUCGCGCUCUAUCGGAAGGCCAAAGCUUUGAGUGACGGCGGAGAGACCGACGAGGCGAUUAAGGCGGCGAAGGCGGCGGCGACGAUCGAGCCGGAGGAUUCUGCUAUACAGAUUCUGCUCAAGACGCUUCACCGCCAACGCGCGCACGCACGGGAAUCUGAGAGGGCGACUUUCCUCGGCAUGUUCCAGCGGGCGUCGCGGGAGGCUCGAACAGGCGAGGCAAGAUGA